AUGUUAACAGAAGAAAAGACAAUUCAAGCAGUAAUGACUAUAGUUGGCACUGUUGCUAAAGGUUCAACAAUUCAUAAGCAACUUCAAGAUUAUUCCCACCAAAUUUGGUAGUACCUUUUUUAGUAGUUCCUCCCUUGCUGGUAAAGAAAAUGUGAAUCCUGUCUCAAAUGGGCAAGCACUGAAUUCAAAUUGAAGUUUGAAUCAUGAGGUCUCUGCUCCACCUUCCACUGUGCAAUGUGAAUCAGAAAUGGCACCCCUUAGCACUCUUUCUAAUGCUUAUGAUGAGCUACAGCUUCAGUAGAUAUCAGAUUGUAAUGUUAAUAACCAACAGCAACAACAGAAUAUUUCAAGUUUUAUUUAAAGUACAAUUGAUCCAUCUGAAGUACAACUGCCAACAGUCCAAACAGAAACAUUAUUUAUUGAAACUCUCACAGAAAAGCAAAUGCAAAUUGAAAUGGCAAGAAGAGGACAAUCAAUGAAUCCUGCUUGGUUUGAACAAAAGCAAAACAGAAUGACUGCCAGUAUCUGUAAAGAUGUCUUUUCUCAUAUGCAAAAACAGGGGUCAAAAUUACCAGAAAAUCUAGUAAAAAAAAUUACAGCAAAAGGAGCACCCCCAAAAAUGGUCAGCUAUAUACUCACAAAGGAUUGA
Porites lobata is the source of this 649-nucleotide messenger RNA. NCBI's taxonomy places the organism in Eukaryota, Metazoa, Cnidaria, Anthozoa, Scleractinia, Poritidae. The record is from the annotation of a GenBank genome assembly.